Monopterus albus (swamp eel) is the source of this 2628-nucleotide messenger RNA. RefSeq names its product solute carrier family 18 member 3a (gene slc18a3a). NCBI's taxonomy places the organism in Eukaryota, Metazoa, Chordata, Actinopteri, Synbranchiformes, Synbranchidae. The transcript has a single exon. The record is from RefSeq and is a predicted model, not a curated record. Gene Ontology annotation, molecular function: xenobiotic transmembrane transporter activity; acetylcholine transmembrane transporter activity. Gene Ontology annotation, biological process: xenobiotic transport; chemical synaptic transmission; transmembrane transport. Bases 505 to 2064 code for a protein of 519 amino acids. Gene Ontology annotation, cellular component: membrane; terminal bouton; AP-2 adaptor complex.
GGAAUGUAGACUACUCCUUCCACGGCCGACAAAAAAGGAGUCCGGCUUAUGUGAAAUGAUGACUUAGUUCACAACGUUACAGGUGACUGGAGACAGCUGGAAGAGUCUGGGAGCCAAAGAAGCGCAGCUCACGGAUCGAAAACAGCGAGUGCUAUUAUGGAGUUGGUACUGUGAACUGUAGGCGAAUACCCGACCCAAGAGUGCUGUCCGGGACCAGCACGUCACCUGAAUGGUGGGAUAUGAGAAAAUGAAGCAACUAGGGAGGACAGUGGAUAAAAGAGUCCAAGUCACGAAAGCGGAAAAGCGCGUGCGAUGACGAACGGCUCAAGGAACAGAGAAGAGCUAAAGCAGAGGAAAGUUAGUUAGCUCAUUAGUAAGGCUCCCGGUGCUGGAAAAGAAUACAAAACAAAAUAGAGAACAGAUGCGCCAAGCUUGCGUAAUUUCAUAAAUAGAUCAACUGGGGAAAGCCGAUUUUAUUUUUCAGAAAACGAGACUCGAAAAAUCAUGGAGCCGGAGGGAAACACAAAGGAACAAGCCCCCAGUAUGGCUCAAUCUGCCGCCUCCAAACUGUCCCAGAUGAGCGAAAGAACUAAACAACUGGGUAAUGUCAUCCAAAACCCAGAGCGGCAGAAAAGGAUCAUUCUAAUAAUAGUAUCUGUAGUACUUUUGUUAGACAAUAUGCUUUACAUGGUUAUUGUGCCAAUUGUACCUGACUACCUUAAAGGGCUACAGACCGCAGCGGAUCAUGCCCAAGAUGCUGCAACGCACACCAACUCCACUAACAGCACCGUCCACGAAGUAACCAAGGGGAACUUCGACCUACAGAUAGGUGUUCUUUUUGCCUCCAAGGCCAUCCUACAGCUCCUGGUGAACCCGCUAAGUGGCACGUUUAUAGACAGGGUUGGCUAUGAUAUCCCACUCUUCAUUGGACUCAAUGUCAUGUUUCUCUCCACUGUUAUUUUUGCCUUUGCUGAAAACUACGCGACUCUGUUCCUGGCGCGCAGCAUGCAGGGCCUUGGCUCAGCUUUCGCGGACACUUCGGGGAUCGCUCUGAUCGCAGACAGGUACACAGAGGAGGCGGAGAGGAGCAAAGCGCUGGGAAUCGCCUUGGCUUUCAUCUCUUUUGGAAGUCUUGUGGCGCCCCCCUUUGGAGGGGUUCUUUAUGAGUUCGCAGGGAAGCGGGUGCCCUUCCUGAUUCUGGCCUGUAUUUGUCUCGCUGAUGGUGUAUUGUGCCUGACUGUUCUAAAACCCUUUUCUAACCGAGAGAGACAAAACAUGCCAGUCGGCACCCCUAUACAUAAACUGAUGAUUGAUCCUUAUAUAGCUGUAGUGGCUGGUGCUCUGACCAUUUGUAAUAUCCCUCUAGCUUUCCUUGAGCCCACUAUCGCAAAAUGGAUGGAGGAAACCAUGCAUUCCAGCGAGUGGGAGAUCGGCAUGACAUGGCUCCCCGCUUUCUUCCCGCAUAUCUUAGGUGUAUUUCUCACUGUCAAAUUAGCCGCCAAGUACCCUCAUCGCCAGUGGUUUUACGGAGCUAUAGGUAUGGUGUUCAUAGGCGCGAGUUCCUGCACAGUCCCAGCCUGUAAAAACUUUGGACAGCUCAUGAUCCCGCUGUGCGGAAUCUGUUUUGGCAUUGCCCUUGUGGACACGGCACUACUGCCAACCCUGGCUUUCCUGGUGGAUGUGCGGUAUGUGUCAGUUUAUGGCAGCGUGUACGCCAUAGCAGACAUCUCUUACUGUGUGGCCUAUGCCCUGGGGCCCGUGGUGGCUGGACAGAUAGUGCACGACCUGGGCUUUGUUCAGCUCAACUUAGGCAUGGGCCUCGCCAAUGUACUUUACGCACCGGCGCUCCUUCUGCUGAAGAAUGUGACUCAGAUGAAGCCUUCUUUCUCCGAGCGAAACAUGCUCCUGGAGGAUGGCCCGACGGGACUGUAUGAUACGAUUAAGAUGGAGCAACGAGAGAAGAAGAGAAAAGGUCUGUGUACAACGAUCGACGAGAAUGGCAUUGAAACCUUUGCGCAACGGUCGUAUUCAGAUGAGGAAUCCUCUGGAGUAGAGUAUGUGUAAAAGACCUUAAGUGAAUGUAAAACUAAGUGCCCAUGUAGAUUUGUGUGCAUCCUUUCAGAGCUAAUCAACUGCAUAACACGAUUAGGACAUAACAUCAAUUAUUUACUGCUUCUGGUGAGAAGUCCUCUGGUGACAGCUCCUCCGGGUAUUGUCAGAUCAAGUAGCUUUCAGUAGAAAGGCGCUCGCUGGUGUUCAUUAUUAUCGAAAUAAGAGUAUUGUGAAAGACUUGAUGAGAUACAUGUUUGCUCAUAAAAAUAUAUAUCACCGUAUCAGAAACUAAUUUAUAUUGUAUUCAGGGAUUAUGUGAAAAUGUAUUUUAUCAAGAGACCAGUUAUAAUGUAUGUGUCUUUCAGUAUAUUCUGUAUUUGCUUUGCCAGAACUAAACUCAAUAUGAAACACUAUGCGUCCCACGACAGUUUUAGAAGGAUACAACUGAAGUGAAAUCUGCGUCUUGUUGUUUGUUUAUUUUGAAUAAUGUGCUUCUGGAAUGCAUAGCCUCUGACUGUAUGAUCUGUGACUGUACAGACAUGUAUAUUCAUGUACAUAAUGAAAUCAGUAUUAUGC